AUGACAUAUCAAAUGAUGUACUGGUGGAUGACUUUUGCAAUGCUUCAAUUUUGCUUCACGAUACUAUUAGCAGAUAAUCAAAUUUCGAUAUCUCCUGUAUCUGUUCCGGACGGAACUUCUUCGCACGAUGAUAACACGUCUACAGUUGAGAGCAGCUCUCCUGCAUCUGUUCCGGACGGAAAUUCUUCGCACGAUGACAAUAAGCCUACAAUAGAGGUAGAGAGCAGCUUUCCUGCAUCUGUUCCGGACGGAAGUUCUUCACACGAUGACAACAAGCUUACAAUAGAGAGCAGCUCUCCUGCAUCUGUUCCGGACGGAAGUUCUUCGCACGACAACGAUAAACAUGCAACAGAGAGCAGCUUUCCUGCAUCUGUUCCGGACGGAAGUUCUCCACACGAUGACAACAAGCCUACAAUAGAGAGCAGCUUUCCUGCAUCUGUUCCGGACGGAAGUUCUCCACACGAUGACAACAAGCCCGCAAUAGAGGUUGAUCAAUUUAACGAAAUUUCAUAG
Brugia pahangi is the source of this 513-nucleotide messenger RNA. NCBI's taxonomy places the organism in Eukaryota, Metazoa, Nematoda, Chromadorea, Rhabditida, Onchocercidae. The record is from the annotation of a GenBank genome assembly.